AUGACGUCGUCAUCUGCCUCACUGUCAUCGCUGAACGUCACCUCGAGAGACGAGAAAUCGCCGAAAAGUGUGUCACCGGACGGCGGAGCUCAACGCUUUUUCGGACAGGGAAAACGUAUUCCCAAAGGUGAGCGAGAGAGAGAGAGAGCGCCAACAAAAACAGCGCGUUGAACGUGUGUUUCAGACGUGAAACGUCACUGCGGAAUGUGUAAGCAACACGGACUGACCGUCGAGACACGUGGUCACACUUGCGAGUACAAGAACUGCAAUUGUGAGCAUUGUGAUCUGGUCCGUCGGCGACGCGAGAUCAUGUCCACACAGAUUCGUUUGCGUCGCGAGCAGGAUAAGAAGUUUCAGGUAGAUUUCAACGUGUACAAUAGUAGUACCAUAUAGCUGACAAUUUCAGCGCACCACGGACAUCAACGAGGCGAACGUGUUUCCGGGGUGCAACGGAAUGGAGCAGCCGGACGAGAAGACGCUUCAGGAGAACCUGAACAUGUGCUAUUUCUGUCAAAAGUGCAAGAAUCACAGUGUGCUCGUGUGGAAGAAGAACCACAAGAAGGAGUGUCGGUACGCGAAUUGCGAAUGCGAACAGUGCGGGCUCAUCGACUCGCGGCGAGCCCUCGAUCGUCACAUUAAGAAGCGGCGAAUGAGCAUGAAGGCGAGCACCGGCGGCACCGCGCCAAAGAGCCCCAAAAAAGAGAUGGACUCCUCGGCGAACGGCUCGUUCUCGUCGCUCUCGUCCGUCUGCAACUCGGACGAAUCGUCGUCGUCUUCUUCCUCGUCCGAUUGCUCCUUGUCCGGAUUGUUGUCGGAAAAGCUCAAUGUUGCUCCACAAGUUCACGUCAAGUUCGAUUUUAGCACCGGCGGAUUCAUCACGCCUGUCGGCCAGCAAAUCAGUCCAGUUUCUUCGCCCUAUGAGGUAUUUUAGAAUAAUUGCCAGAAGUUUGCACAACCAAUUGCAGAGCACUCCGUCGCCGUGCCCACUCAUCCUGCCACGCUCUCCGAUGACUUCGACAAUAUUCCCGACUAGCGUACCGCCACUCUCCUCAUUUCUCUCGGUUCCCUCGUUCCUCCCGACGACCACCUCGUGCGCCUCGUCGCCGUUCCUCUCGAAUCCGUUCCUCUACAGUAAUCCCACGUUUUUCUCCACCUUUGCCAACCCGUUUCUGAUGUCGAUGACGCCGCUGGAAAUGCAAAUGCUCUUCCAGAACAUUCAGUGUAUGACCGCCGCAGUCAGCCUCGGUAAUAAGGACUGA
Messenger RNA from Caenorhabditis sp. 36 PRJEB53466, 1259 nucleotides. NCBI's taxonomy places the organism in Eukaryota, Metazoa, Nematoda, Chromadorea, Rhabditida, Rhabditidae. The record is from the annotation of a GenBank genome assembly.